This is a messenger RNA of Argentina anserina (silverweed cinquefoil), 1163 nucleotides long. RefSeq names its product E3 ubiquitin-protein ligase AIRP2-like. Gene Ontology annotation, molecular function: ubiquitin protein ligase activity. The record is from RefSeq and is a predicted model, not a curated record. Gene Ontology annotation, biological process: protein ubiquitination. The transcript is spliced from 5 exons. Lineage: Eukaryota; Viridiplantae; Streptophyta; Magnoliopsida; Rosales; Rosaceae. The coding region runs from base 241 to 999 and encodes 252 amino acids.
UUUCUUUUUAUCUUCAGAACCUCCCCAAUGCAAAGACCAAGUGUUUUAUAAGUGUUUGUGGAGAUUAGGUCUACUUCUAGGUUCCAAAGACCUGACCUUUCUUUGUUUUAGACCCUAGAAUUUUCCUUUUUGCAUUCUCUCAACUCUUGGGUUUCUUCUCUCUUUUGAUCAUCUCCCUUUCUGCUUCUGGUUUUGUUGUUUAAACUUUAAACUUCAAAGGUUGCAAAUUUGAGUGAAAAAAUGGAUUAUUAUGAACAACUUGCUGCUAGGCCCUCUUAUCAGGAUUCUCUCAAGGUUCUUGAGGCUGAUAUUCAGCAUGCCAAUAUGCUGGCAGCUUCCAUACCAAGGAGCAAGGGUGGUACGUUUCUUCAAAUGAAAUUGGUCUACACUCAGUUGGCACCGAUUUUCUUGUUUCUGCUUCAGUGGAUUGAUUGCUCGUCAUCAUGUUUACUUGCGAGUUACUUGAAUCUUUUUGACAUAGUUAUAUAUAAGGUGAGCUCAGAUGGGAGACCAAAUAUCUCGUCUUAUGGAAGGAAAGCUACCACCAGUCAAUUCUACAAUGUUAUAUUACCAUCCCUUCAGCGUCUCCAUGGUGAUUCCUUGGAUGUGGAUAUCACCCAAGAGGAAGAUCUAAAGAUGAUUGUAAAAAAGAGAUAUGAGGGUAAGAUAAAGCUUUCUGACAUCGACUUGGAGAGAGAAAAGGAAUGUGGUAUCUGCUUAGAGCUUUGCACCAAAAUGGUCUUGCCAAACUGCUGCCAUGCCAUGUGCAUCAACUGCUACCGUGACUGGAACACAAGAUCGGAGUCUUGCCCAUUUUGCCGGGGAAGUAUAAAGAGGGUGGAUUCUGGGGACUUGUGGGUGCUUACAUGUGGAAGUGAUGUGGUUGACACUCAAACUGUUAUAAAGGAGGACAUGUUGCGAUUUUAUCUUUUUAUUAACAACCUACCGACAGAUAUCCCUGAUGCUCUAUUCCUAAUGUACUAUGAGUACCUAAUAUGAAUUAACAUGCGAAGUGAUGUAUAGUGAAGUAGCCGACUGUCACAUGUACAUAGUCAUGUAAGGCUUUCAAGUUGAAAAAAGCUAUGUUCUUCUAGUUGUUCAAAAUAAUGUACAUGCUCUAUGUAAGAGACGAAAUAUGAAUAUAAAUGACAUCUCUUUCCGCA